Messenger RNA from Lymnaea stagnalis (great pond snail), 899 nucleotides. NCBI's taxonomy places the organism in Eukaryota, Metazoa, Mollusca, Gastropoda, Lymnaeidae. The record is from the annotation of a GenBank genome assembly.
UUUUAACAUUAAACUAGAGCUAGGCACUGAGUGUAAUUAAUUAUCAAAAGCCAGUGUUACACCAAAAGAAUAUUCCUGUGUAAAUGCUUCAGUUAUUUCUGGUCAGCGUAUCCCUGAACGUGUGUGUUCUGUACAUCUCCUGUGUCAGAGGUUACAUCUCUCGGGCUACUUGCCCGCACCCUUGCAACUGUACAACGUACAAGAGCCACCACGCCAUUGACUGCAGUGACAGACACCUUUCCACGAUCCCUUACUUUGGUGACUAUGUUGGACAUCUCGAAAACGUGCGCGUAGAUUUGGACCUGAGAGGAAAUCGAUUCGAAUACAUUCUGAAGAACUCGUUCUACAACCUGAAAGAUCGGCUCCGGUCCCUGGUGAUCUGGAACAAUAAAUACAAAAUUGAAGUCGCACGCGGGGCCUUCGACACGUUUCUGGACAGCCUCGAGCUGCUGAUGAUAGAGCCGCUGGCAGACGACAUCCCGACUGCUGUUAAAAUGAUGAGCCAUCUGAAAAGGCUCAGAGAGCUCCACCUGAGUACCAGAACUGAAGAUAAGACGAUUUUAUCAGCCCACCUCUCCGGUCUCUCGAUUAGAAAAUUUGCGUUGGUCAACUGUGGGUUUUACGACAUCGCUGAGGACGUCUUCAAAGAUGUGAAUCUUGAAACUUUAAUUUUGAAUAACAACCAACUGACCUCAUUCCCGAAGGAGAUCACCAGGGCAAUAUCAGACUCGGUGUUACAUCUGUCCUUGGCCGGAAAUAGAAUUCAAGAAUUGAAAGAUAGCGACAUUCCGUUGGACUGCAAAUUGGUCACUCUUGAUCUUAGCUCGAAUAACAUUACAUCACUUGACGAAGGGGUUCUCAUACGCUGCCCGGGUCUUAAACACUUCAAUGUCUCAAAC